Messenger RNA from Funneliformis mosseae, 966 nucleotides. Lineage: Eukaryota; Fungi; Glomeromycota; Glomeromycetes; Glomerales; Glomeraceae. The record is from the annotation of a GenBank genome assembly.
AUGUCCUCAAAAAAUGGCAAUACUUUUACAAUUGGUAGUCGUAAAUCCGAAUUGGCCUUAAUUCAGACUAAACGAGUACAACAACUCUUGGAAGAUUCAUUUCCUGAUUAUACAUUCCCUAUUAAAAGUAUGACAACAAUCGGUGACAAAAUACUCUCGAAACCUUUAUCUCAAAUUGGAGAAAAAUCAUUAUUCACCAAAGAACUUGAGGUCGCCUUACAAAAUAACAUUGUAGAUUUAGUUGUUCAUAGUCUUAAAGAUUUACCUACAAAUUUACCAGAAGGAAUGACUAUUGGUGCCAUUUUAAAACGAGAAAAUCCUGAAGAUGCGCUUGUCAUAAAAGAAGGCUUGCCGUAUAAGUCGGUGGAUGAAUUACCAAAAGACAGUGUGAUUGGUACUAGCAGUGUUAGAAGAUCAGCUCAACUGAAAGCUUCUUAUCCGAAUUUAACAAACACAAGGCUAGCAAAAUUAGAUGCUUCAAGUGGACCGUACUCAGCCCUUAUUUUGGCUGUGGCAGGUCUUGAACGUUUAGGAAUGAGUCAUCGAAUAUCUCAAACUUUUUCACCAAAAGUUAUGUUACAUGCAGUCGGACAGGGUGCAUUGGCUGUUGAAUGUCGUAUUGAUGACAAACAGAUUAUUGAACUUCUAUCUGUGCUUGAAGAUAAAGACACCAGAUUAAGAUGUACAGCAGAACGUUCGUUAUUGCGUUUUUUGGAAGGUGGAUGUAGUAUUCCUAUUGGUGUUAAUACAGAAUUCAUAGAGGCACAAAAUGGAACACGAGAAUUGAAAUUAUUAGGAUUAGUAGCAAGACUGGAUGGGUCAGAAAUCAUUAAAGCUGAAGGUCAGAAAAACGUUGAUGAAGGUGGAAUCGAAGCAGCAAAUGAACUUGGUAUAGAGGUCGCCAGGAUUUUGGUAGAAAAAGGAGCGAGUAAUAUAUUGGAAGAAUUGAAAGUUUCAAGACAAUAA